AUGGCUUUCAAGCAUGCGGCUCUGGCCGCUGCCCUACUGACCUCGGUCACUCAAGCCUCUCUCUACAACGAAUCCAAACUCAACCACACCUGUGUACUAGAACCAUCCAUACUCUCAUGUUCGGCCGCCGCCAACCCUUUGACCGUGGACUCAUGCUGUACCGAGACGUACGGGGGCCUCUUGCUCUCAACUCAAUUUUGGUCGACGUUCACGGGACUCGAAGCCAAAGGCCAACUCCUGCCCAAAAACACCUGGACACUGCACGGCCUGUGGCCCGACUUCUGCAACGGAAGCUACACCCAGUACUGCGACCUGAGCCGGCAAUACGACCCGACGCCGUCGCCCAACACGACCAACGGCCUGCGCAACGGCACCGCCGUGCCCGCGUACAAGGGGCCCAGCAUCGACACUUUCCUCGCGCCGUUCGGCAAAGACGACCUGCUCGCGUGGAUGAACACGUACUGGAUCAACCAGGGUGCCCCGAACUCGGACUUCUGGGCCCACGAGUUCUCCAAGCACGCCACGUGCUAUUCGACCUUUGACGUCCCCUGCUACGGGCCCGAGUACAGGCAGCACGAGGAAGUGGUUGACUUUUUCGAGACCGCCAUCAAAUUCUACAGACGCCUCCCGACGUACGACUGGCUGGCCUCGGCCAAGAUCACCCCCAGCAACAGCACCCAGUACACGCUGGCUGACAUCCAGAGCCAGCUGGCCAAGAAGUACGGCGCGACACCCUACAUCGGCUGCAGCGGUCCGCGGUACAACACGACCGCCGCCGGCAAGAACGGCACCGACAGCGGGCGGACAGUGGUCAGUGAGGUGUGGUACUACAGCCACGUUGUCGGACGGCCGCAGGAUGGAAAUUCCAUCCCCGUGAACGCGACAACGCCAAACUCCAGUUGUGCCAAGGCAAAAGAUGCCCUGUGGUACUAUGAGAUGACUCCUGGUUCAGUGAGGCCGGAGCCGAAGUAA
Messenger RNA from Exophiala spinifera, 972 nucleotides. RefSeq lists its product as uncharacterized. The transcript has 2 exons. Gene Ontology annotation, biological process: RNA catabolic process. Bases 1 to 972 code for a protein of 323 amino acids. NCBI's taxonomy places the organism in Eukaryota, Fungi, Ascomycota, Eurotiomycetes, Chaetothyriales, Herpotrichiellaceae. The record is from RefSeq and is a predicted model, not a curated record. Gene Ontology annotation, cellular component: extracellular region. Gene Ontology annotation, molecular function: ribonuclease T2 activity; RNA binding.